Messenger RNA from Labrus bergylta (ballan wrasse), 1503 nucleotides. RefSeq lists its product as uncharacterized. Lineage: Eukaryota; Metazoa; Chordata; Actinopteri; Labriformes; Labridae. The record is from RefSeq and is a predicted model, not a curated record.
AACUGCAAAUCGCAGACUGACUGUACGGCUGUGGUUGCACAGGGCGUGGGCAUUGCUUUAUUUUAUCCAUCAAUCUCUCACCAGCUUUAUGGAUCCACCGGGGUAAUGGGAUGUUUUAUCCGCGUUGCUGCUACGUGUGAAGUUCGUCACCUGCAUGGAAACGACUAAUUCCGGAUGAAUAUCGGCUUUGUGUUCAGCCUUCAUGAACGACCGACACUCAAACGCACCACUUGCGAAAGACAGUCCCGACCAAAUGCCUUAAAAAUACAUUUAGAUGUAAAAUAGUCUCAACCAGGCUAUUUUAUUUCGCUUCCACUUGCCUUAUGUGGCUUUUAUUAGCGAUACAGAUUGAGGAAAACAGUGUGAUAAUCAAUCAGAUAUGGCAGUAAGCAUCACAGAGCCGCUCUGCAUGCCUUGCGUUUACCAUGAGGCUUUUAAAGUGGAGCUACAGGUGAAGAGACCUCUGAUGCCGGUCCAGCUGAGUCCAGAGCAGGUGGGCCUGGAGAUGUUGUGUCUGUGUGGGCAGCUGGACCUCCUCAUCAGGGCACAGAUGCAGCAGUUCCAGGAGCAGUUAGGCCAAGGCUGCAGCCCAGAGGAGUCGGACACUUUCCAAGCUCAAGGCUCAGAGAUUCUUGACCAGAUGCUGCAGUGCCUUGAACACCUACCAAAGCCUAUGCCCCAGCUGGAGGACUACCUGGACAUGAUGGGUCUGUCAGUAAUGUUUCCUCGAGUGGAGGUUUUCCUAAUUCAGGGAAGCCCAGUGGACAUGUUAGAGAGGCCGCCAAUGGACGAAUAUUUUUUCCACAUUGCCAAACUGAACCAGCUCCUGGUGCUGAGUCAACAGCUGGAAGAAGAUAUCAGACACCUUGGAAGUCACAAAUACAUCGCCCACCAGCUCUCUGUCAUAUAUCAAGUCGUCAGCUCUUUCAGAGGGAUUCAGGCUUUCUCUGACAUAAAGAAAGACAUUGAGGCCAACUUCAAACAGAUGAAACAAUGCCUCGUGGUAGAAGAAGACUCCAGACAUGAACCUCAGCUGGCGGCUCAUUACAUCAACUGGAUAUUAGAAAUAACUCAAAAAUUAACAUCUAUGGUGUUGUCGCUUCCCGAGGAGCUGACAGACGACCUUCACCAGGCCGUGACUUUUGUGUCUCAGUUCCUCUCCUGACCGACUCUGGAGAAAAAAACGCCACUGAAUGUCGUUUGGAUGCACUAGGUUUUCUGCAGGAGUCGCCUGCUUCUACAUAAACAGAACAUGUUAUGACUGUGACAAGGUGCUACAAAGUAUAUAAACCGAUCGAUGGUUGGAUUGAAGAACCUACUUUAUUUACAAAUCCUGCAGGUUUUAAUAUUCCCCUUAUGGAUGUGAUGAAUAUUAGUCGCUAUAGUGAGUCGGUUAUAUGGAAAUGAACGUACAGUUGCAAAUCCCUCCGUGCACUACUGUUCUAACAACUGUUAUGAGCUUUUUUUAUACCUAAAGUGAAAUAAUAAAAUUGAAUGCAAUAG